Molecule: messenger RNA, 453 nt
Organism: Nicotiana attenuata
Lineage: Eukaryota; Viridiplantae; Streptophyta; Magnoliopsida; Solanales; Solanaceae
Exons: 1
Coding region: 1-453 (150 amino acids)
Source: RefSeq, a predicted model, not a curated record
AUGGGGAGUAUUCAUUACUUCCUAGGUUUAGAGGUCCAAUACACAGACAAAAGAGUUUUGAUGUCACAGAAGAAGUUCACUAUGGAUCUUGUAAAAGAAUUUGACUGUAUAGAUUGUCCUCCUAUGACUUCUCAUCUGGAUUCAUCUACGAAGUUAAAAGCUGAUGAAGGAGCCCUAUUAACAGAUCCUUCCUAUUACAGGAAGUUGAUUGGAAAGCUCAACUUCCUCACUAAUACUAGGCUAGACAUUGCUUAUAGUGUACAACAUCUCAGUCAUUUCAUGCAAAGUCCCAGGGAGCCACAUUUAAAGGCUACAUAUCAUGUCCUAAGGUACUUGAAAGGUGAUCCAAACUUGGGAAUUUUCCUUACUAAUGAUGCAGAUUACAGAGUGAAAGCCUUCUGUGAUUCAGAUUGGGCUAUUUUUCUCCAAUUCAGAAAAUCAGUCAGUGGCUAA